Boleophthalmus pectinirostris (great blue-spotted mudskipper) is the source of this 3323-nucleotide messenger RNA. RefSeq names its product coiled-coil serine-rich protein 1 (gene ccser1). NCBI's taxonomy places the organism in Eukaryota, Metazoa, Chordata, Actinopteri, Gobiiformes, Gobiidae. Bases 201 to 3023 code for a protein of 940 amino acids. The record is from RefSeq and is a predicted model, not a curated record. The transcript is spliced from 14 exons.
ACGAAGGUGUAAUCGGCGUCAGUGCCACCGAGGCGCUACCUGCCGCUGCACCUCAACACAGCGCUUAAACCACAAACCGGAUUUAUUUUUUGGAUUCGUUUAUGGACAAAUAGCGGCUGGCUUUACACUCUUUCUGUCUUGAUCCCUCGUUGGAGACGCAGUAAAAGGUAAUACGCUGCGUGAUACGGAUCAGAUUCCCAAUGGGCGAAUCGGGUCGGCGCUCCACCCUGGUCUCCCGUCUGCCCAUCUUCAGACGCAGCAGCAGCAAGAGACAGGACUCCCUCCCCUCCUCUCCGUCCUCCGGGGGUCUCACCAACGGGGUCCACACCUCCUCCCCCUCCAGCACCAACUCCAGCUCGGGCAGCACAGGCAAGAGACGCAGCAUCUUCCGGGCCCCGUCUCUCGGAUUCAGCUCCAAACGGAACAGCGAGCCCCGCGACCACAACGUCAACCUAAACCUCAGCUCCGCCCCUCCAGCCAACGCCCAGGCCACAGACGCCAAUGGGAACAGCCAGAGCAACAUCCCCACUUCAGUGUCCACUACGGGCUUCGUCGAGGGAGGGGGGCGGUCCAAAAACAGGCAUUCGUUUGGGUUUGGGAGUCACAAGCAGAAGAAGAUCACGCGGUCCCAGACGGAGGAUUUUGAUAAGGCGUCGUCCUCUUCAUCAUCAGCAGGAAACCGAAACGUCUUCAUAAACUGCAUCAGCGGCUCCAGGGUGAACGAGGGCGAUGACUCCGGUUUUAUGGACGACUUCAGCGGCGCCAGUAACAACAACAAGCGCUCGUCCUCCUCUCGCCAGAAGAAGCAGCUCCUCCCCAAGUCCUUCUCCGCCCACCACCGCUUCUCCAAGACCUCGGACCACCACAGACCCCCCGAAGUGACGCUCGAGCCCCCCUCCUCCACCACCACGCUCACCCCGGGGUCCUGGCCUGGAGAGCUGACGGGCGCUGGUGCUGGAGGAGAGAGUUCUCUGCAGUCUCCCAUGAUUUCAGAGGAUCGGACCACUGCGAUCACCCCGUCCGAGUUUCACCCCAUCACGGAGGAUUCUGUGUCUGAUUCUGUGGACGUCCUGCCCACGCCCAGCCCCGUGCCAGUGCUACCCCCAGAGUCUGCCACCCUCCCUGGGCAAGACGAGACCAACACUGCCCUAGACCCUCCACCCGCUCCGGAGAACAAUAACACGGUCAUCUCUACCUCCCAAGUUUUCUUCAGUCCAGUCCAGUCCAGCGCUGAGAAGGCUCUACCGGCCGACACCAGCACGGCCAACAACACGGACUACGAGACCGCCGUGUCCCUCUCCGAACCAGAGACCGCCGUGCCCUGUCUGCCGCUGAAAGAACAGAGCGAGGAGGAGAGGAGAGAGAGGGAGGAGGAGAGGAAGGAGGCCAGAGAGGAGGCCUCGGUGGAGGAGAGGAGGGAGGUGAGCAGAGGGCGGAGGGUGGCGUACCUCACGGAGACCAGUGAGAGCGAGCCAUGUGUGGUCCGCAGCGAGGGGGCGGGGCCGGAGCGGAGGACCAGGACCACCAGGUCGUUUCAGGAGCCCAGAGGAACCAACUGCGGCUGCCAAGAGCCCAGGCACGCCCACCUCAGGAAGCAUGCAGGCUCCCUGUGCAGCAGCGUGAGCCCGUACCACGGCGUGAUGCGGCUGGAGCGGCGUCUGCGCUCGUCCUCCGAGGGGGCGGGGGGACCUCAUCUCCACGGAAACCUGCGAGACGUGCCGGGUCUGGAGGGAUAUGGGCUUCUCAAACACAGGCACAACUCCUCCUCCUCCAAACUGGGCAGUCUGGACGUCCUGAACAACCUUGGUUCUUCAGAGCUCGACGAGGACGAUUUGAUGUUGGACCUGGAGCUGUCGGAUGAUCAGAGGCAUCGGCAUGUUUCCCGUGAAAACUCCAGUCAGUCCUUGGCCUCCUGUUUAAACCUGCCCCAUUCUCCUCUGGACCCGACCGGCGAGCGCAUCCUGGGGAGAGAGCACAGCCACAGGGAGGCGAGUCGACCCUCCAGCCUGCUGCCCGCUGAGGGGAACUCGGGGCCGGCUGUGGGGAGAGAAGAGGAGCCUCUCGCCGUGGGGAUGGAGAGUCUUCCCCUGAGGCUGAUGCAGCAGGACUGUACCGCUGUCAAAACACUACUGCUCCGACUCAAACGCACGCUGCAAGAGAGCGCAGAGACCAGCCCGGCCAGCAGCCUCCAGUCUCUACCCAUCAGCCCCUGCAGCGAGAAGUCCCUCCCCUUUAAGGACUCGGGCAGAGAAGAGGCCCUACUGCAGCAGCUGAGAGAGAAGGACGAGCUCAUUCUCAAACUACAGGCUGAGCUGGAGAGCGCCAGAGCUGCCCUGAAGAUAAAAGACUGCCAAAUGAGCGACCGAACCACGCAGACCGAACACGCGGGGCCAGAGACCAACCCUCCAGGCCGGUGGUCAGGAGCAGGCAACAACAGCAACAGCAGCAGCAGCCUGGGCCCAAGGGAGCGAAGAGCGGCGCGAGCUACGGCGCCACCACACGCCGGGGACCACGUUAACCAGCACGCGCCUCACCACCCUCCGCACGGGCGCACCAACACUGCCAGAGAAGAGCGCCACCACCAGGCCCCUCCCUCCACCCGCCACCACGCCGCCAACGCCGCCCUCCUCGCGUCGACGUUCCCCCCGUCGCAGCCGUCUCGCGGUCGGCAGUUCGAGGUGGUGUCUUCCUCGGCGGAGUCUUUAACCCAAAGCGCCCCCCUUUCCGCAAAACGAGGAGACGCUCACCCCCCCGCCGUGUCCCAAAUCCCCCGGGCGGUCGGCUCCAGCGCCUCCUCCAGUCUCCACAGUCUGAGCAGAGGCACCUUCUCGUCUUCUGACCCCAGCUCCCCGCCCCCGCCCACCCCGUCCUCCUCGUCCUCCUCGUCGUCCUCGUUCACGGGGCGGUUGGGACAGCCCCCUCGCGGUCCCCUCUCUUUGCACAGUUACAGUCGUAAAAAUGUUUUCCUCCAACACUCGCUCCAGACGGCUGAACUGCAGGCCCUGACGCAGAGAGACAGCUGAGGGAGCGCCGGAUCAGUCGUAGUUUCGCCAACCAGCGCUGACUUUAAAGGCGCACUGCGGAAAUUUUCUGGGGGAUCGUCCGUCAAAUGUUUUUCUCCGUGGAGAUUUUAUUUCUUUGUCUGGAAUGUUUCACAGUAUGACAUUAAACUUUUCUAUUUUCACGGAGACCAAGCCAGACCAGAUCUAGGCUCUCAUUUAUAAAAGUUUACAAAGAAUUCUUCCUAAAAAUGUAUGUAGGGACAAAAUACAAACUUCUACAAACUUCUACAAACUUCUACAAACUUCCACAAACUUCCACAA